UUUCUAUUAGUAAUAUUGUUACAUCUAAAAUAUUUUCCACUUAUAAUAUAUUGGCGGUCAUUUUAAUUUGAUAUCGAUAGCAUAUUCUGGGAGUAAAUUAUGGGAUAUAGAAUUGAUGCCUUCUUAAUUAUAACAUCAUUAUCCUCUUUUUUUGUAGCAGGUUGGAUUUUUUUUAUCAAAAAAUUAUUUAAGAAUUAUGAAGUUAAAAAUUUUAUUAUUCAUCUACUUUUUGCAACAACGUUUGCCCUUUCUUGUAUAAUGUUUGAAUUGAUAAUAUUUGAAAUUUUGAAUAUAUUAGAUCCCAAAACAAGGCUUUUUUUAUGGCAUUUCACUCUUCAUAUGAUGCUUUUUCUCCUCAUAUUUAUUAUACCAUUUUAUAUGGCAUACAGCUUUAUCAACCAAAUACAUUUUAUAAACUCGUUUUUUGUAAAACCAUAUUCAGAAGAAAAAACAAAACUUAUGUUAUCACUUGUUUCAUGGCUUAUUUUUAUAUAUUUCUUUUGGAAAAUUGGUGACCCAUUCCCAAUGCUUAGUCCUAAACAUGGAGUGUUUUCCAUUGAACAAGGAAUUAGUAGAGUUGGAGUUAUUGGUGUAACAAUUAUGGCCUUGCUGUCAGGUUUUGGAGCAGUCAAUUGUCCCUACACAUAUAUGUCAUGCUUUAUGAAGCCUGUUUCAGCUUUGGAUAUUCAAGUAUUGGAAAAGCGUUUAUUACAAACUUACGAUAUUAUCAUAAACAAGAAAAAACGAAUAGCAUUUGAAAAAUCUAAACGAAGUUAUGGUUACAAUUCCCCACUUCAACCUGGUUUAUGGACCAAAAUAAAAAAUGUCACCUCUUCAAUGCAGCCUGGAAAUGAAAUCAAAAAGUUGCAAAGUGAUAUUGUUCCAUUGGAAGAUCUCACAAAUCAUUUAUUCUUAGAAAUCGUUGAUCUAAAAAAUCAGCUACACCGAACGGAAUACUCCACAACUUUAAAAGGGAAAUAUUUCAAUAUAUUGGGUUAUUUUUUCUCCAUAUAUUGCAUGUGGAAAAUCAUUAUGUCAUUCCUUAAUAUAAUCCUGAAUCGUGUUGGGAAAGUAGAUCCGGUCACCAAGGCUAUUCAAUUUUGUGUUGAUUAUUUCGGACUUCAUUUUGAUGCGCAAUUCUGGUCUCAACACAUAUCAUUUGCUUUGAUAGGAAUAAUCAUCAUAACUUCGUUUAGAGGCCUUCUAAUAAAUCUGACCAAAUUUUUCUAUGCAUUAUCUAGUAAUAAAUCAUCUAAUCUGAUCGUCCUAGCUUUAGCUCAAAUUAUGGGCAUGUAUUUGAUUUCAACAGUAUUAUUGAUGAGAAUGAACAUGCCACCCCAAUACAGAUCGAUAAUAACGCAAGUUCUAGGAGAAUUACAGUUUAAUUUUUAUCAUAGAUGGUUUGAUGUAAUAUUCUUACUGAGCGCUUUAUCGAGUAUAGCUUUCCUUUAUGUGGCUCACAAACGAAUAUCUUUGGCUUAACUCAAAAUAUACAUUCGGGUGAUUUAAAUUAAUUAUUUUGCAAUAUUAUGUGAUGAAUCAUGAUGGAUAUUGUUAUACCAAACUUUAUUAUACAUUUAGCAAGCAUUAUUGAUAUAAAAUC
This is a messenger RNA of Gordionus sp. m RMFG-2023, 1603 nucleotides long. Its product is annotated as Golgi pH regulator-like. Lineage: Eukaryota; Metazoa; Nematomorpha; Gordioida; Chordodea; Parachordodidae. Bases 100 to 1482 code for a protein of 460 amino acids. Gene Ontology annotation, molecular function: voltage-gated monoatomic anion channel activity. The record is from RefSeq and is a predicted model, not a curated record. Gene Ontology annotation, biological process: intracellular pH reduction. The transcript has 12 exons. Gene Ontology annotation, cellular component: Golgi cisterna membrane.